Molecule: messenger RNA, 1895 nt
Organism: Equus caballus (horse)
Lineage: Eukaryota; Metazoa; Chordata; Mammalia; Perissodactyla; Equidae
Gene: NOSTRIN
Product: nitric oxide synthase trafficking
Biological process (GO): signal transduction
Cellular component (GO): plasma membrane; cytoplasm
Molecular function (GO): protein binding
Source: RefSeq, a predicted model, not a curated record
ACAGAAGGCAUUCUCACCAUCUCACCCCAGCUCUCUUGACCCAGAGCAGUGCUUGGCUUUUUCAGGAAACAAACGGGAUGAAAGUCCAGGGCUGGGACUUCCUCCUCGGGGUGUUUGACAAGGACUGACGUACUCUAGGCCCUUUGAAUCCCGGAAGUCCCGGACACACCCAACCUUGAUUGCAGCAUUCCGAAUGCUGGAGAGUAGGUAAAACGACAGAAGCAGAAAACAUUUCAACAUGAGGGACCCACUGACAGAUUGUUCGUAUAACAAAGUAUACAAGAACCUAAAGGAGUUUUCUCAAAAUGGAGAGAAUUUCUGCAAGCAGGUCACAUCCGUUCUUCAGCAAAGGGCAAACUUGGAAAUUACCUAUGCCAAAGGACUUCAGAAACUGGCGAACAAGCUGAGCAAAGCAUUACAGAGCACAAAGAAAAAACUGUACCGGGAAAAUGACACCGACCUUUGUGCCCCCCCUGUUUUUGCCUCCAGCUGUCUCGUCAGUGCCUGGGCCUGGGUCUCGGAGGGCAUGAAAUCUGCAGCGGACCUGCAUCAAAAACUUGGCAAAGCAAUUGAGUUGGAAGCAAUAAAACCAACUCAUCAAGUCCUGAGUGUACAUGAGAAGAAGAGAAAAUCACUUGAUAACGAAGUUGAAAAGACAGCAAAUCUUGUCCUUAGCAACUGGACUCAACAAAUUAAGGCCAAGAAGAAAUUAAUGGUGAGUACCAAGAAGCAUGAAGCACUUUUCCAUCUUGUAGAAAGCUCCAAGCAAACUGUAACGGAAAAGGAGAAGCAGAAGCUCCUCAAUAAACUGAAAAAAUCGACUGAGAGGUUGACAAAAGAAGAUGAAAAUUACUACGAAAAAAACAUGGCCGGCUGUUCUACCAGACUGAAAUGGGAGAACACACUAGAAAACUGCUACCAGAGCAUCCUGGAACUGGAGAAGGAAAGAAUUCAACUUUUGUGCAAUAACUUAAACCAGUACAGCCAACAUAUUUCUGUUUUUGGCCAAACCCUGACCACGUACCACACACAGAUUCACUGUGCCAUCAGCAAGAUAGAUGUUGAAAAAGAUAUCCAGGCUCUCGUGGAAGAAACUGCAGUCUCAUCUACAGAAAAUAAAUCUGAGUUCCUGUUAACUGAUUACUUUGAGGAAGAGCCUAACAAUGCAAUGAGUAAAGAGCGACAAGAGUCUUCUAUAAAAUCGAAACUGUUAAGACUGCAGAGAGAUAUUGAAAAAGCCUCGAGAGACCAGGAAGGCCUGGGACGGAUGCUGAGAGCAUACUCGAGUGACUCCUCCUUCUCAGAUGCGGACAGUCAGAGAUCAACAGCGGCCUUAAUGGACGAGACAAAUUUGAAACUAGACCUUUUGCAAGCAAACUCCUAUAAACUGUCAUCAGUGUUAGCAGAACUUGAGAAAAGACCUCAACCCAGCCAUCCCUGUAGUAACUCCAUCUUCAAGUGGAAAGAAAAGCAGCAGACACAUAGUUAUGUAAAAAUAUCUCGGCCUUUUCUGAUGAAGAGAUUAGGGAAUGUCGUGAGCAGGGCGUCUUCUGAAGGGCAGAGAAUUCCAAGUUCUUCAUCUACAGCCUCCGGUGCAGCCCAGCUCGGCAAUGGUCUCUGCAAGGCCUUAUAUUCUUUUCAAGCCAGGCAGGAUGAUGAAUUGAAUUUGGAAAAAGGUGACAUUGUGACUAUAUACAAGAAAAAAGAAGAAGGAUGGUGGUUUGGAUCUUUAAACGGAAAAAAAGGCCAUUUUCCUGCUGCUUAUGUGGAGGAGCUCCCUUCAAAUGCUGGUAACGCGGCUUCUCAGGCAUGAAACAGGCUUCUGAAAGCACCACCUUACACCCUCUGUAAACCAUACAAUGUGCAAAUAAAGAUGAAUGCUGCGGUCUCUGCAA